Messenger RNA from Mus caroli (Ryukyu mouse), 2813 nucleotides. RefSeq names its product phospholipase A2 activating protein (gene Plaa). Gene Ontology annotation, cellular component: cytoplasm; nucleus. Gene Ontology annotation, molecular function: ubiquitin binding. Lineage: Eukaryota; Metazoa; Chordata; Mammalia; Rodentia; Muridae. The record is from RefSeq and is a predicted model, not a curated record. Gene Ontology annotation, biological process: ubiquitin recycling; proteasome-mediated ubiquitin-dependent protein catabolic process.
ACACACUCUGCGUCACCGCGGGCCGCGGCGGAUGAUGAAUUCCGGCGUGUGUGUUAGGGUUGCUGUGUCACUCAGGCGGCUCGGCGCGCCCCUUCCCCCGCGGUCCUUCCGCACCGGCUGACUGGCUCUUCCGGUCUCCGGCGCCCCUCUCCUGCUGGCUGGUCUCGGGCCGCAGCCUGGCGCACGCCGGCUCGGGCCUGUGGACGAGUCUCGCGCUGUGCCCGGGAGCCGGGCUCCGGAUCCACGCUGGCCAUGGCUAGCGGCGCCUCCAGAUACCGGCUGAGCUGCUCGCUCCCGGGCCACGAACUAGACGUAAGGGGCCUGGUGUGCUGCCUCUACCCGCCGGGAGCCUUUGUGUCUGUGUCCCGGGAUCGGACCACCCGCCUCUGGGCUCCAGACAGUCCUAACAGGGGCUUUACAGAAAUGCACUGUAUGAGCGGCCACUCUAAUUUUGUGUCUUGUGUGUGUAUCAUACCCUCAAGUGACAUAUAUCCUCAUGGACUGAUUGCCACUGGAGGAAAUGACCACAAUAUUUGCAUUUUCUCGCUGGACAGUCCAAUGCCACUUUAUAUUUUAAAGGGUCACAAAGAUACUGUUUGUAGUCUUUCUUCUGGAAAAUUUGGGACAUUACUUAGUGGCUCAUGGGACACCACUGCUAAAGUCUGGCUGAAUGACAAAUGCAUGAUGACAUUACAGGGUCAUACAGCCGCAGUAUGGGCAGUAAAGAUUUUACCUGAACAGGGCUUAAUGCUAACUGGAUCAGCAGACAAGACAAUUAAACUAUGGAAGGCUGGAAGAUGUGAGAGGACUUUUUUAGGGCAUGAAGACUGUGUAAGAGGCUUGGCAAUCUUGAGUGAGACAGAAUUUCUUUCCUGUGCAAACGAUGCUAGUAUUAGAAGGUGGCAGAUCACUGGCGAGUGUCUGGAAGUAUACUUUGGACAUACAAAUUAUAUUUAUAGCAUAUCUGUCUUUCCAAACUCCAGAGAUUUUGUGACAACUGCAGAAGACAGAUCUCUAAGAAUAUGGAAACAUGGUGAAUGCGCCCAAACGAUCCGACUUCCAGCUCAGUCUAUAUGGUGCUGCUGCGUACUGGACAAUGGUGACAUUGUGGUUGGUGCGAGUGAUGGUAUCAUUAGGGUGUUUACAGAGUCAGAGGAGCGGACAGCAAGUGCUGAGGAAAUCAAGGCUUUUGAGAGAGAGCUCUCUCAGGCAACUAUCGAUUCCAAAACUGGUGACUUGGGGGAUAUUAAUGCGGAGCAGCUUCCUGGGAGGGAACAUCUCAGUGAACCAGGUACUAGAGAAGGACAGACUCGUCUAAUCAGAGAUGGAGAGAGAGUUGAAGCCUAUCAGUGGAGUGUUAGUGACGGGAGGUGGAUAAAAAUUGGUGAUGUUGUUGGCUCAUCUGGUGCUAAUCAGCAAACAUCUGGAAAGGUUUUAUAUGAAGGGAAAGAAUUUGAUUAUGUUUUCUCAAUUGAUGUGAAUGAAGGUGGACCAUCAUAUAAAUUACCAUAUAAUGUCAGUGAUGAUCCCUGGCUAGUUGCAUACAACUUCUUGCAGAAAAAUGAUUUGAAUCCCAUGUUUCUGGAUCAGGUGGCUAAAUUUAUUAUUGAUAACACAAAAGGUCAAACACUGGGACUUGGGAAUACCAGUUUUUCAGAUCCGUUUACAGGUGGUGGUCGCUAUGUUCCAGGAACUUCAGGACCUUCCAACACAGUGCAGACAGCAGAUCCUUUCACAGGUGCUGGGCGUUACAUGCCAGGUUCUGCAGGUAUGGACACCACCAUGGCUGGAGUUGAUCCAUUUACAGGGAAUAGUGCCUACCGAUCAGCUGCAUCUAAAACAGUGAAUAUUUAUUUCCCCAAAAAAGAAGCUCUUACCUUUGACCAAGCAAACCCUACACAAAUAUUAGGAAAACUGAAGGAACUUAAUGGAACUGCACCUGAAGAGAAGAAGCUAACUGAAGACGACUUAGUACUUCUUGAAAAGAUACUGUCCCUGAUUUGUAAUAAUUCCUCAGAAAAGCCAACGGCCCAGCAACUUCAGAUUUUGUGGAAGGCUAUCAACUGGCCUGAAGACAUUGUCUUUCCUUCACUUGACAUUCUUCGGCUAUCGAUUAAGCAUCCCAAUGUGAAUGAGAAUUUCUGCAAUGAAAAAGGAGACCAGUUCAGCAGCCAUCUUAUCAACCUUCUGAACCCCAAAGGAAAGCCAGCAAACCAGCUGCUUGCUCUUAGGACUUUUUGCAAUUGCUUUGUUAGUCAGGCAGGACAAAAGCUCAUGAUGUCCCAGAGGGAGUCACUGAUGUCACAUGCAAUAGAACUGAAAUCCGGGAGUAAUAAGAACAUUCAUAUUGCUCUGGCUACGUUGACCUUGAACUAUUCUGUUUGUUUCCAUAAAGACCAUAACAUUGAAGGGAAAGCUCAAUGCCUGUCAGUAAUUAGCACAAUCUUGGAAGUUGUACAAGACCUAGAAGCCACGUUUAGACUCCUUGUGGCUCUUGGGACACUUAUCAGUGAUGAUUCAAAUGCUAUACAAUUAGCCAAAUCUUUAGGUGUUGAUUCUCAAAUAAAAAAGUAUGUCUCCGUAUCAGAGCCAGCUAAAGUAAGUGAAUGCUGUAGACUUAUCUUAAAUUUGCUGUAGCAGUAGAGAAAGGAAGCUGAGGGGUUUUCUUUUUUGUUUUGGGGGUUUUUUUUUCCACAUUUUACAUGACUGAUUGCAGAUGUUUAAGAAGAAAGAAAGGAAAAUUGGAUUAAGUUCAGAUCUUGUAGAGUUGUGUUGAGGAGAAACAAAUUAUAAAUAAAGUUUUUGCACUGAUG